Messenger RNA from Baudoinia panamericana UAMH 10762, 8312 nucleotides. RefSeq lists its product as uncharacterized. The transcript has a single exon. The record is from RefSeq and is a predicted model, not a curated record. Gene Ontology annotation, molecular function: protein binding. The coding region runs from base 320 to 7837 and encodes 2505 amino acids. NCBI's taxonomy places the organism in Eukaryota, Fungi, Ascomycota, Dothideomycetes, Mycosphaerellales, Teratosphaeriaceae.
AGUCGAACAACAUAUAUCGUCGAAGACACGGUGUGAGAAGUUGAACAGGCGAUGCUGUUCUGUAUAAUCUGUGCUCCUUUGUAGUGCAAGUACGUUGCAGCGGGCUGCCAUCUUCCACGCUUGCGGCAAGGACUGCCAAGGCUGCGGCGGUACAGUACGGCUGGUCUCCAUUCACCAGCAACAGUUGAAUGCUGACUGGUGCUGCUUGCGGGCGCUGGUUCGCUUGCAAUCGCUUGAUAAACGUAGAUUUCGCAUAGCAGUGUGCGAUUUAUCAUGAGAAAAUCAGCUCGCGAACAUACCGGUAUGCGCAAUCUUGAGCAUGAGCUCUCAAGACAGCCAGAAUGGCUACAAAGAGAGGUCAACGAGCAGCGCUCACGCGUUUGAUGCCACUGAAAGCGAUUCGACAACGGCGCUACUUCUCAAAGACCUCGUUGCGUUGUCUGGUUCACCGUCACAAAGUGAUCUGAACCGUCUUGCUGAGACUGCCGACAAGCUGCGAGUAACGCUCGAGGAAGGCCCUAAUGUGCAGUCCAUUUUCCGCCACGGAAGAGGCUUUGAAAGGGUACUGGAUGUGCUUUCCAAGCUCUCUAGUUCAGGCAAUGACGCCGAGAAGCUCGACCGAGACUCUUUGUUGCCGCUGGUGCGCGCCUUGGUAGUCUUGCUUGCGCCAGCAUUAAGGGACCAUCGCGGAAACGUGAAGUACUUCGCCGUCCACCUUGACGGCUGGACGUCGCUACAACGUUCACUUGAGCGCUUUCAGAUAAACGCCGGCGUUGGGUCGCGAAGGUCGGAGGCGGCCAUCGUGCUGUAUGAAGGGCUGCUUCAGCUCGCCACAAACGACACGUCGUACCGGCUUCCCGAACUGGCAGAGAUACAGGGCGCGACGAUUGGAAGCAUUGAGCACGCACAAGCGGCGCACAUCGUGGUCUAUUUGGCGCUGACACUCCCACGCGACGACGGGAUCGUCACUGCGCGGGCAAUCGCUGCUUGUAACAGGCUCAUCCGCGGGAGCUUGCGAAACAAAGCAUCUUUCUGGAAGACAACCGCACCGUCCGAUGUUCUACGCGCAACACUAGGGCAAGACGUUGGAGACGAGGUGAGGUCUGCGGCGCAUGACUUGACGUUGAAUCUUGCAGACUUCGGCCUUGGCACGCUCGACGAUGUCGCGUACCUCUUCAGGCAGGGGCGAACCUCUGACCGAGCACGGGAGAUUCUACUUACUGUGUUGAAACAAUCGACGGGCCCUUCCUGCGUGCAGUUUGACCUAAGCCGGUACGGGUAUACUUCGAUUGAGCUACCAAGCUUGCCACGCACCUUCCCGCCCACCUCCGGCUACACACUCAGUGCCUGGAUGCGUAUCGAUGAGUAUGAUGCCGAGUGUCACACAACGCUCUUCGGCGCUUUCGACACCACCCAAGCGUGCUUCAUCUUGGUCUAUCUCGAGAGGGACAGCCACCAGCUUAUCCUGCAGACUUCGGUACGAUCAUCACGGCCGAGCGUCCGCUUCAAGUCAACUCGAUUCACUCCUGGCAGGUGGUAUCACCUCGCUUUAGUUCACCGUAAAGCGGCAGAUCCACGUCAGAGCCCAGCAAUGCUCUUCGUGGACGGAGACUUCGCCGAGCAAGUAAAGUGUGGCUAUCCGGAUAGCCCUCCGGAACUGGAAGACAAGCAUGCGACAGGCUCACCAGCGCGCUCGGGUGGCCGAAGGUCCCCUUCAAUUCAGGCCUUCUUCGGCACACCGCACGAUCUCGCGUCACGCAUCGGGCGAAACGAGGUACACACCAAAUGGUCGUUAGGGAGCGCGUAUCUACACGCUUCACCACUCACAGAUGAGUACGUGGCGGUCCAGUAUCGGCUCGGUCCUCGUUAUGCCGGCAACAUGCAGGACUGCCUUGGACCGUUGCUGACAUACCGCGCUUCGGCGGAACUUCACCGCUACAACGAGCUCUUGCAUCCAGACAAAAUUGACAAGUCUGAUAUCCUCCUGGCUGUCGAGGGGCGUGGAAGUGACGUAAUAUCCGAGAGCCGCCUGUUGAUUAGCAUCAACCCAUCAGCUGUCAUUGAGUUUGAUGAGGUGAAUGCCUCGACGAAGAGACUAGAGGCUACACUCGACCGCAAAGCCUCAGCAAAGUACCAGCAGUUUUCGCAGACAACGAAGGCGAUCAUAGUCAAUGCAGCAGUCCCAACCCUUAACGACGCCAUUUGCCGACCCUAUGGAGUCGGCGUACUCACGGGCGAUCCCGUCGUAGCCUUACCGAGAUGCUUAGAUGAUGCUACCUGGUGUCUGGCCGGAAGCUUGCCGCUUGUAAUAAGUUUGCUGGAGCACGCAAAUACUAAGAGAGCAUUCUUGCAGUCCGUCCAGAUCUUCUUUGAGUGUGUUCAGGACAAUUGGCGCAUCAGCGAAGCGAUGGAGAAAGGCAGUGGGUACGGUUUAUUUGCGCUGAUCAUUCGCGAGAAGCUUGGCCUCGAAACUGGCUUCGCUGUUACUGCCACAGCAAGACAGCCAGCGCAGAUGUUGGACUUCGAGGACAGACAAAGCAUGCCGAUUGAGUUGUUGGAGCUCAUUCUGGAGUUCGUGGGCUACAAUCGCAUCAAGCCCGAAGACUCCAUGAUUGUGAACCCGAUGGCUUACCGAGUCCUGCUUGUGGACUUUGACACGUGGAGGAGAUGCGACAUUCAGACGCAGAAACUGUACUACCAGCAAUUCGUGCAUUUCACCUGUCAGAACAAGCACCAAGGCUUCAACGCAAAGCGCCUUGUCCGCAUGCGCGUUGUCAGAAGGUUGGCAGAAGCUCUCAAGGCUGAAGAGAUCGCUUCGGAGGCAGUACCGCCGCUCAUGCAGGCACUGAAGGCACUACUUGACAAUAGCUCGGCGGGAGCAUAUUACAAAGAUCUGGCGAUGUUCGUGGCAUUCGGUCUGCAUGAUGCAAGAGCAACCUCAACACUGAAGGCCGGGAGGAGCAUGGCUAGCAUCGUCAAUCUCCGCCAGCGGGCUGUUUCCUGGGCGCGGCAGGUGAGAACUCCGAGGACGAACACACCGGGUGGUCUGCAGACGCUGGGGCCAAAUGCUGGGCUCGCGCGAUCGGAGUUGGCGGUGCACGUACUUCAGCUGCUUGCCGACAUACUGUGCGAUGACCGCAGCUCCAUCGCCAUGAAGCGAUUCCAAAAGGCAGUGCCGAACCGAUGGCUUCUGCAUCUGCUUGCGGAAACCGACGUGAGGGUCGUAGAGAUCACGUUACGCAUAGCUUGCCAUGCUCUGGCUACCUUGGGCGCUGAUUUCAAGACAGCAUUUGUUGACAAGAACGGAGGGUUCGUAACGAUGAAGUUCCGGCUAAAGACCCAUUGGCGGUCGCCACAGGUCUGGAUCGGAGCUUUCGCCAUGCUUCUUGGUCAGAAAGCCCCCAGCACGUUUGAAACGUCAACCAUAACAGCCUUUUCGCUGAUGGAGGCUCUGGCUGUUGGGUCGGAUACCGUUGUAGUACAUCACGAAACACUUCCUGCACUUAUGUCAAUGCUCGAGACAGGCUUGCGCAGCGUUGUCAAAGAAGCACAAUUCACUGAGGCUGGAACGGCAGUACUUAACGCUGUCAUCCGGUUCCUGAGCGAGCUAUAUACUCGCAGUCCUGGCUUCCGCCAAUUUGCCAUUGAUUCCCGCUAUAUACAGGACCUACUCUUCGUUCUCUUCCCGGUCCUGGUUGGUUCUGACCGGCUGGCCGCCGCCACAGAGCUUGAAGCGGAGAAGGACACUUUGUCAUUUGGUGGCGAAGAAGUAAGAAUGCGCCCGCACUCAAAUUCUCUGAGCGAACGACCACCGUCGGUCCGCAGCCUCACGAUGGAGGAGGACAAACGCACGCCGUCACCGAUAUCUGUGAAGCGAAUGCCUGGCCCAAAGCGGUUGUCAUCGUUUAUUAUGGUCAACCCGAACAUCAACCGCCACGCCCACUUCAACCCGGCGCUUGCACCGAAGCAGGCACAUCCGGUCAAGAUAGAUGUCGGCAAUGACAUCGUGGAGUCUCUACUCGAGGUCGCCGUUGGUCUCUUCAUCGAUCUGAUAGUUAACAGGGAAAAGUUCCAUGGUAUUGGACUGUUUCUCAAAGUCCCUCCAGGCUUCCGAGAGCAUCAAGCAUACUUCGAGUCGUACAUCAUCGUGAACACCUUGUCACAGCUCUGGAAUACUCUCAAGCUCAAUCAGUGGCUGUUGCUGGAGAGCAGAGUGCUCACAAACCUUGCAAGGUACAGCCAACAUCUUGCCGAGGCGGUGUUCGAAGGCUGGUUCAUUGACGGCGCCCAGCCAGUACUUGAUUUCACCGGUCAACUGCUUGACUAUCUCCAACAGCCGGGAAUUGCUCAGCACAAGAAUAUCCGGCUGUGCAGCCAGUACGUAAGCAAUAUUCGAGUUGUAUUCCUUCGAGUCACACUGUGGCGACUCUCGGAAUUGGAUGAAAACUUGGACGAGCAGGAGGCUGUUGUGUUCCUGAACAAAAUCAAUUACUGGCAAACCAUUCUAUUCUCGACCGAGGAGCGCGAAUCACGCUUCGUUCGACUGAUCUGCUUCCUGUUAUACCUGAAGCUGGUAGCGACUCCGACAGCUGUUCGGGUGGCAGCAGCACGCCUGUGGCGGACGAUACUGGUCCAAAAACCAGUAGAAUCCGCCACACUGCUAGCCGAUGCUAUGGGCGCGGAGCAUAGACAUCUAUGCACUGGAUUCAUGAAGCUAGCAUCGGAAGAUGAAGAAGACUGGAUAAGCUGGGUGGAUGAUAACAAGGCGGCACUCGACACAGCUUUCGUUGGCGCCCUCAGCAAAGAGUGGACCGACUUCGUAGACCGUGAGAACAAGACUAAUGAGGACACUGCAAAAGGUCGAUUGAGUAAGCGACAAGAGAAGCUCCGGCUGUGGCAAACGGAAGAGGCCGAGCUGGAUGAGUUCGUCCAUCGUUAUGAGAUUUCUACAAGUUAUUGGCGCUCCAACGCUCAUGCUCAGGAAAGGCUAAAGCUGCAAAGAGCGGCACAAGAUCACCAAGAGAUGGUUAACCAGUUGGGCGCCGUCUUCUCGCGCCUAGCGAGUCUUAUGCGACAACCUGUAGGGUUGGAGCCCGAUACAUCAGCACCGAGAUGGCAGCUGGACGAGACGGAAGCCCUGCACCGAAUGCGCCUGCGCAUUACCAGGGACAAGAAGGACAUCGCGGCAAAUGCAGCCCAGCCCAAAAGGAAGGCUUCUGCCCGACAGCCAACCUUGCAGAUUAACACGCAAUUGGCGCCACUGACAUCUGACAACGUCCUGUCUCCAUUUCUGGAUAGUCCGACGCCCACAAAUGCUAAUGGCACGCAUGAGGUACCCGAGCUCUCAUCUUCCGCGCCGCUGCUAGAGGGAGCCUUUGAAAUGGUGGACGACCCGAAAGAGGACGACGAUGGCACAGUCGAAGACAAGAAUCGUAAGAUCAUGACUAGCCUGCAACGCGGCGACAUGGUCCAGCAGCUCUACAAUAUCUCCCGCAUCAUCGGUUUGGAGGCAUGCGAGGGUUUGCUCGUCGUGGGCAAGACGUGCUUGUACCUCCAGGACCACUACUUCCAGCGGUCGGACGGCGAGAUCGUCAGCGCCUCGCAGGCGCCGGAAGAUGAGCGUGACCCGUACGUCCAGCUGAUUUCGGGCAAGGAUAUCGGCACACAACAAGCUAAGCACAACAACGGUGACUCCGAGACCCGCCACUGGACGUGGGCGGAGGUGCUGAGCAUAUCGAAACGCCGCUUCCUGUUCCGCGACGUUUCGGUCGAGGUCUUCUUUACAGACGGUAGGAGCUACUUAAUCACGUGCAUGAGCCCAAAGGUACGCGACGAUCUUCACGCAGCAAUUACUGCUCGAGCACCUCAUGUGCACAAUGUGUCAAGUGUGGCAAGUGAAGAUGCCUGGCGCCUGGACACAUUGAGGAACCCGGAGGAGGGUCCGCAAUCGUUGGGCACACGGUUCGCCACGGUGUUCAGCAACACGCCAUCCUUGGUUGCGACUAAGCGGUGGAUGAAGGGUGAGAUGUCGAACUUUCAAUAUCUCAUGCUUGUUAAUACCAUGGCAGGUCGGACAUUCAAUGAUUUGACGCAGUAUCCGGUCUUCCCAUGGGUACUGGCAGAUUACACCAGCGAUGAGCUGGACUUGGACAACCCGAAGACCUUCCGUGACCUCUCGAAGCCUAUGGGGUGCCAGACGCAAGCGCGUGAAGCCGACUAUCGAGAUCGGUACAAGCAGUUUGCGGAGAUGGCUGACCAGAACGCUCCACCUUUCCAUUACGGCACGCACUACAGCUCAGCGAUGAUCGUGUCUUCGUACCUGAUUCGUCUGCAGCCUUUUGUCGCCUCGUAUCUGUUGCUACAGGGAGGCUCCUUUGAUCAUGCGGACCGGCUGUUCGAUUCGGUCGGUAAAGCCUGGCUGUCGGCUUCCCGUGAGACCAUGAGCGAUGUGCGAGAGCUCACGCCAGAGUUCUACUGCCUGCCAGAGUUCUUGACGAACGUCAACGGCUAUGAUUUCGGUGUGAAGCAAGGCGGUGGAGCGGCAGUCAACGACGUACAGCUGCCGCCUUGGGCGAAGGGUGACCCUCAUGUAUUCAUCGCGAAGCAUAGGGAAGCACUAGAGUGUCCACAUGUCAGUGCCAACCUGCACAAAUGGAUCGAUCUCGUGUUCGGCUACAAGCAGCGUGGCGAAGCUGCAGUGGAAGCAACUAAUGUCUUCAAUCAUCUUUCGUACCAAGGAGCCAAAGACCUCGAUACGAUCAAUGAUCCAGUCGAGCGCCUGGCGGCGAUUGGCAUCAUACAUUCUUUCGGCCAGACACCGCAUCAGGUCUUCCAGCGCCCGCAUACAGCUCGAGAAACAAGCAAAAGCUCCGUCGCUCGUCUUGAUACUCUUGCCGAGUCGCUCAUACGUCUCCCGGAGACCUUGUUCCAGAGCGACGAACGGGUAGCAAGCCUCACGUUCUCGCCUUCACUUGGACGCCUACUUUGCGCUGGUCCUUACAGACUUGAUCUGCUUGGCAAGUCCGAACGCUUUCUACAGCUGGGUUUUGCCGACAACUCUCUGCGAUUUCUGAGUUCAAAUACCAAGCGGCUGUUGGGAUUGUACGAGAACACACAUGUCGGGCCAGUAACCACCGCGGCGUUCGCCGACAGUAAGACCUUAGUGACGGGCGGUGCAGACUGCACGAUCGGCGUCUGGUCGGUCAGAGUGACACCCGAUCUCAUCGAGAUUCAGCCAAGGACGUAUCUUUUCGGGCACAGAGCACCGCUUGCGCUGAUGGCCGCAAGUCGCGUGUUCAGCACCUUGCUAUCCGUGUCGGCAGACGGACAAGUUGUGCUAUGGGGUUUGAAUCGACUCAACUGCAUCCGGGCCAUUGCGACAGCAGGAAGCGUACGGGUCCAGGCGGCUGUCAUCAGUAACGUGACAGGGCAUAUUGCGCUGUGCCAGGGAGCAUAUGUCUCAGUCUACACCCUGAACGGGCAUCUUUUGCUAAGCCAGAAAGUCUGUGAUGCAGCAGACGAUGAGAUGCUGUGCUGCGCGUUCUACGAAGGUGCCGGCAAUGAGUGGCAUGAGCGGGAGCUGCUGCUGACAGGCCAUUCGCAUGGCGUGGCAAACGUGUGGGCACUCACGAUACUUUCUGAUGGUGGAUGGCAUUUGCAGCUAGUUAAGAGGCUCAAUCACGUUGAGACAGGUCGGGAAACCGGUGCGAACCAGGUGGCUGCCAUAACCGCGAUCCUGCCCAUGCCGACAGCAGUAUACACCGGCGAUGAGAUGGGCCGAGUCUAUGAGUGGGACUGCAUUCAGCGGCAAAGCAGCAUCAGCGUGAGGGGGCGGUAACGUGCAUCACACGUUGCUUCCAAGGGCGUUUGGGUUGGUGCAUGAUUGACUGUAAACAAGAACAGCUGUGUGAGACAGCUUGUCGUUGCCGAGUGACCGAUCAAUACCGUCUACACUCCCAACUACAACCAUCGAGUCGCGCUUGUAGAGGCAAGACAUGUCUUUCAUACGAUAUACAAGCUCGUCUAAAAAGAAUCAAUGCAGCAUGCACGGGAAAUGAGACGUCUCGGCAAUUAGCGCUUGGCAUGGAGCAUGCCGAGGGGCUGGACUUCAGUUGUGCUCCGUCUUCGGAUGGGUUGCCCAUUAUUGCAUAGCCAUGAUACAAACUUAUUAUGCUGGACGCAUUCAUGGCCUUGCAAUGUUCACUCUCCGCACUUGGCAUCCUAGUGACCUGAUAAAUGCGCCGCACCGCAACAACGUUUUCUCCAAGACAAUGGUAUGGAGAUCUUCCCGCCCGUUUACAGGCCAAGCGCCC